Messenger RNA from Ylistrum balloti, 8329 nucleotides. RefSeq names its product brefeldin A-inhibited guanine nucleotide-exchange protein 1-like. Gene Ontology annotation, molecular function: guanyl-nucleotide exchange factor activity. The record is from RefSeq and is a predicted model, not a curated record. Gene Ontology annotation, biological process: regulation of ARF protein signal transduction. Lineage: Eukaryota; Metazoa; Mollusca; Bivalvia; Pectinida; Pectinidae. The transcript has 30 exons. The coding region runs from base 77 to 4369 and encodes 1430 amino acids.
UUUAAUUACAUUUUCAAGUCUAAACAAACUGGAUGGAGAUGAUGCAGAUGUCCUCGAAAGCCAGGAGGGACAAGAAAUGGCUCAGGGAGUUUUCUCUCACAUUCUACAGAAGGAUGCAUUUCUUGUCUUUAGAAGUCUGUGUAAACUCAGCAUGAAACCCCUUGCUGACGGUCCCCCAGACCCAAAGUCCCAUGAGCUGCGGUCCAAAAUCCUGUCACUUCGCCUUCUGUUAUCCAUCCUUCAGAAUGCCGGUCCAGUGUUUCAGACAAAUGAAAUGUUUAUAAAUGCUAUUAAACAGUAUUUGUGUGUGGCGCUGUCCAAAAAUGGGGUGAGCUCAGUACCAGAGGUAUUUGAGCUUUCUUUGGCUAUAUUUCUUACACUCCUGUCCAACUUCAAACAGUACCUGAAAAUGCAGAUAGAGGUGUUCUUCAAAGAAAUUUUCCUGUCUAUCUUGGAGACCCCCAGCAGUUCCUUCGACCACAAAUGGAUGGUUAUACAGGCUCUGACUAGGAUAUGUGCAGAUGCCCAGUGUGUUGUAGAUAUAUAUCUUAACUAUGACUGUGACUUGACACUGGCCAAUAUUUUUGAACGACUGGUGAACGAUUUAUCAAAGAUUGCUCAAGGACGACAUGCUCUGGCUUUAGGUGCAACACCAAACCAGGAGAAGAGUAUCCGUAUCAAGGGUUUAGAAUGUCUAGUGUCUAUACUGAAAUGUAUGGUAGAAUGGAGUAAGGAUUUAUAUAUCAACCCUCACUCUCAGUCAAACCUAGGUCAGGAAAGUAAACCUUUUAAUGACACAGACAAUGAUUCCGGAAACAGCACAAUGAAAAGUUAUGGCAGUGUAAAUUCUAUCAAUUCGACCAGCAGCUCACAGGCACCUAGUCUGUCUCUUGACAACCCAGAGGAAUUUGAGAGUAUCAAACAACAGAAGGAGAUCAUGGAGGCUGGCAUAGAAAUGUUUAACAAGAAACCUUAUAAAGGUUUACAUUACCUACAAGAGCAAGGCAUGCUGGGUACAGCUCCUGAUGAUGUCGCAGAAUUCUUUCAUUCUGAUGAACGUCUUGAUAAGACUGUUCUUGGUGAUUUCUUAAGUGAAAAUGAAAAACACAACAAGGAAGUGAUGUAUGCGUACAUUGAUCAGAUGGAUUUCACAGAGAUGAAUUUUGUUCCUGCCCUUCGACGGUUCCUGGAAGGAUUCCGAUUACCAGGCGAAGCUCAGAAAAUUGAUAGACUUAUGGAGAAAUUUGCAUCACGGUAUUAUGAGUGUAACUCCAAUACAGAAAUCUUCGCCACAGCAGAUGCUGCCUAUGUGUUAGCAUAUUCAGUCAUAAUGUUGACAACAGACCUCCACAGUCCCCAGGUUAAAAUUAAAAUGAAGAAGGAACAGUAUAUAAAGAUGAACCGAGGUAUUAACGAUAGUAAGGAUCUCCCAGAGGAAUAUCUUUCUGCCAUCUAUGACGAGAUCGCCGGAAAUGAGAUCAAAAUGAAAGUGUCUGGUUCGACAAAAGCUCCAACAUCAGUUGCUAAGGACAUAACUAGUGACAAGCAGCGCCGUUUGUUAUAUAACCUGGAGAUGGAACAGAUGGCCCACACGGCCAAGGCUCUUAUGGAGAGUGUAAGCCAUGUGUCAUCAAACUUCACCAGUGCUACACACCUGGAGCAUGUGCGACCCAUGUUUAAGAUGGCCUGGACACCCUACUUGGCAGCAUUCAGUGUUGGACUACAGGACUGUGAUGACAUUACGAUAGCCAGUCUGUGUUUGGAUGGACUGCGAUGUGCAAUUCGUAUAGCUUGUAUAUUUCAUAUGGAGAUUGAGAGAGAUGCCUAUGUACAAGCACUGGCAAGGUUUACACUCCUGACUGCAGCAUCACCCCUGACAGAAAUGAAAACCAAGAAUAUUGAUACUAUCAAAACCCUCAUAUCUGUGGCUCACACAGAUGGAAACUACCUUGGCAGGUCAUGGCUGGAGAUUCUGCGAUGUAUAUCACAACUAGAACUAGCCCAAUUGAUUGGAACUGGGGUCAAACCAAGGUCAACACACAACUAUCAUAACCGUGGGAAUGUGGACAGUGCAGGACACCCGAUUGAGGCCUUCGACCCCGAAGUGAUAGCAAGGGGAGGUCUGGAUUCUAAGAGACUAGCUAACCUACAGGAACAGAUGGGUGAGACAAGCUCUCAGAGUGUGGUGGUUGCAGUGGACCGCAUCUUUACAGGAUCUGUCAGGUUGGACGGGGUUGCUGUGGUUGAGUUUACGCGGGCUCUGUGUCAUGUGUCACUUGACGAAUUAGCCAAUGUCAAUCAUCCACGCAUGUUUAGCCUGACUAAGAUUGUGGAGAUCUCCUACUAUAACAUGGGACGUAUCAGGUUGCAGUGGUCUCGCAUCUGGCAGGUCCUUGGUGACCACUUUAAUAAGGUUGGCUGCAACCCAAAUGAAGACAUAGUGUUUUUCGCAGUCGAUUCCCUGCGACAACUCUCUAUGAAGUUUAUAGAGAAAGGAGAGUUUGCCAACUUUAGAUUCCAGAAAGACUUUCUCAGGCCUUUUGAACAUAUCAUGAAAAGAAACAGGUCUCCCACAAUAAGAGACAUGGUUGUGAGAUGUGUAGCCCAGAUGGUGAAUUCCCAGGCAGGAAAUAUUCGCUCUGGCUGGAAAAACAUCUUCAGUGUGUUUCACUUGGCAGCUUCUGACCAUGAUGAGGGCAUUGUAGAGUUAGCUUUCCAAACAACAGGCAAAAUUAUCUCUAGUAUAUUUGAGAAACACUUUGCCGCUGUGAUAGACUCCUUCCAAGACGCUGUGAAAUGUCUGUCGGAGUUUGCUUGUAAUGCAGCAUUCCCUGACACCAGUAUGGAGGCAAUCCGUCUCAUUAGGAAUUGUGCCAAAUAUGUCGCUGAAAAACCACAUAUGUUCCGGGAUCAUGCUGGUGAUGAAAUCAAUGUUCCUGAAGAGGAUCGAGUUUGGGUGAAAGGAUGGUUUCCAGUCUUGUUCGAGCUCUCCUGUGUUAUAAAUCGUUGUAAAUUAGAUGUCCGAACCAGAGGUCUGACAGUAAUGUUUGAGAUAAUGAAGACCUAUGGUGAGACAUUCCAGAGCCACUGGUGGCGUGAUCUGUUCCAAGUUGUGUUCCGUAUCUUUGACAAUAUGAAGCUGCCUGAGCAGCAGAAUGAGAAGGCAGAAUGGAUGACUACGACGUGUAACCAUGCAUUGUAUGCCAUUGUGGAUGUGUUUACACAGUACUAUGAGGUCCUACACGAUGUUCUCUUGAUAGAAUUAUAUCAGCAGCUCCAGUGGUGUGUACGUCAGGACAAUGAGCAGCUUGCUCGCUCGGGUACCAACUGUCUGGAAAACCUGGUUAUCUCAAACGGUGAAAAGUUCUCAUCUGAUAUCUGGCACAGUACUUGUACUUGUAUGUUAGAUAUAUUUAGGAGCACUAUACCACUCAGUUUGUUGACAUGGCGACCAGAGACACCAGACACACCCGAGUCACCUUCAUCUUUAGUAAAGCAGAACACGAUUGGGGAACAUGAUGUGGCUUAUGUAGGCGAUGAUACACAGGACAAUAUCUCUGUAGAAAGUAGCCAUGACAACCGUUCACUGAAGCGUGCAGACAGUAACCAUAGUGUCAACAGUUCAGUAUCACAGGAGUCACGAGAACAUAAGAUCCCACGUUCUAAAGUGAGCUCUGACCAGAAGUUGUUUCAGGGACUACUCAUUAAAUGUGUUGUCCAGCUUGAACUGAUUCAAACCAUAGAUAACAUAGUCUUCUUCCCCACCACCAGCAAGAAGGAGGAUGCUGAGAAUUUGGCUGCAGCUCAGGGGGGUGUGUCAGUGGGCGGGACCCCAGCACAAGAGGAGGACCAGGGGAUGUACCAAUACCUGAAGUCAGACCAGCUCUUCCUCCUGGCUGACUGUCUAAAAGAAUCGCACAGCUUCGCCAAGGACUUCAAUGCUAAUCACGAACAGCGUAACACUUUGUGGAAAGCUGGUUUCCGUGGCAAGGCCAAGCCCAAUCUCCUCAAACAGGAGACUCAGAGUCUGGCCUGUCUUUUCCGUAUUCUGUUCCGUAUGUAUGAUGAUGAAGCUCGCCAGAAUGAUUGGGAUGACAUUGAGAAACGACUCAUUCAGACAUGCCAGGAGGCACUAGAAUACUUCUUGUCACUCCAGUCAGACAGCCAUCGUGAGGCAUGGAGCAGUUUGCUUAUUCUCAUCCUAACCCGCCUCCUCAAGAUGUCAGAUAAAAGGUUCACGGUUCAUGCCAGAGCUUACUACCCGUCCAUCUGUGAAGUGCUAAUGUUUGAUCUGAAGCUAGAAAUGAGAUCCAUCUUACGUAAAUUCCUUCAGCGAAUGGGCCCUGUGUUCAGCAUAACUUCCAGUUAGUGGCAUCCAUUCAGUUCUACCAUACUGUGGCAUUGUAUUGUAGAACUUCAUUCUGUUCAAGCAGUCUUUGAUGGAAUAGGUGUUUUGUACUGGGCAUUUAUGAUGUCCAGCUUUUCAGUUGUAAUGUAAAUUUAAUUUAUGAACUCAAACUUUGAAACUGUUCUAUAUACUGAAAGCCCUGGAAAUAUUUUAAAAAUCAUAGAAACCAUGAAAUGGUUACAAAAUGCCUGGAGUGUCAUAUCUUCAAUAGUGAUGUAUCCUCCAUUAUUUGAUAGAUGUAUGUGUUUUAUCAGGAUGGUGUGGUGAAUGGCAUUUUAUUUCUGUAGAUAUACAGUAGAGGCUUUUCUGUUCAAAAUCACAUAAUAUGUAGGGACUGACCAAUGAUUUCACACACAUUUCAGGAGAAAUUUAGACAAAAGUUUGCCAGUCAGUAGCAGUUGCUUUGAUCUGAUCAGAUUUCUUUACAGACUAUGAAAAAGGGCUGUUCCAGUAAAACAACUGUCCCACCCCAGUGUUUCUUUAUGGGACACUGCCCCUUAGAAAUAGACAGGAAAUUGAACCAUGGAUGGAAGUGAUUUAUUUCAAAGUCCUCUGGUCAAGUAGAUGUUUUACUGGAAGAGCCUAAAAAUAGAUAUACAAAAAGUACAAACUAGGAGCAUGAACAUUAACACAUGAAAUAUGAUAUUUUGAGAAUGGGAUUCACAUACUUGAAAAAUCGUUUUUAAUCAAUCAAUGUUGUAUUGCUUAGAUAUAUCGGAUUAUUUAAAGAAUUCUGUACAUCCUGAUAAAGUGUGAUUUGUUCCAAACCUUUCAGGAGAACUCAAUACUUGUUUAUUGUAGUUGUAUAUAGUAUGAAUGGUAGAAUUGUAAUGGAUGUGAAAAUUAAAGAAAACUUAAUUAAAAUUGCUUUAUUGAAGAUUAUUAAAACCAUUUAGCAAAGUUUGGAAAUUCUUUUCAUAUCUUAGGACUAUUACACCAUGUACUGGAGUUUGAAAGAAGGUUGAUAUUUCUUAAGUUGAUAUACUGUGGAUAACUAUUUAGAAAAAACAUUUUGCUAUGUAAAAACUGCUAACUGGAAUUAAACUCCAAUGACCAUCAAGUUUGAUAUUUAUGGUAUACAUUUUUAUAUCGCAUGAUGUAUUGAAGCAAAACCUGGAUUCACAUGUUUUAUAACAUUCCCCUAGCAGCAAAAUAUCCAGUCGUUGCUUUCACUUGUGUCACAUCAGUGAAAGAGUUAGGAAAUUGAAAUCUGAUUGGUUUUUAAAUUGUGAGGAGGAUUUCAAAGACAAGUUUUCAUAUGCAGAAAGUGAAAAUUUCUUAUUCAGAUCACAUUCAAUGAAAGUCAAGUUCAUGUGUCAGGUUUUAAAUAAUUUCAUACAUCAACAAUAGGGCUUUUUCACACUAUACACUCUACUUAAACCUUUGUCAAAUAUAUAUUUUGUCGGUUGUGUAAGUAGGUUUAAGCCAGUUAAACUCUUAAUUCUUCUGUUACAGGUGAAGAUUUUUUUUUUAUAUUUUUAUAUAUACAGAGUAAAAGUUCUGUAUAACAUGAUGAACAAAGUUCAGAGGUGACUUUGGAUUUUGAUUGUUUUUUUUUCUGAAAUGUUUAUAUUUUAGAAAGAUUAAUUUUUUUUACAGUGGAAUUCCAUUUUUUUCUGUAAAUUAUUUUUUUUGAGUUUAGACUCUAGAAUGCCUAGUAUCAUUGUCAUGGCUAUUUCCCAGAUAUGUAAAAUUUAAAUUUCAUUUAAUCGUAUGUACUUAUUUUUACGGUCUAGUCUAGUGAUUUGGUUUUACAAACACUGUCUCUUUUGUGAUACUGGUUUUAUAUGAUUAAAACGUUUGAACAGGUGAAAAUAGGACCAAAAUAAAUAUUCCUCUAUCUAUCAGAAAUUAUUGUGCCAAGGUGAAAAAAAAUGUGACUUUUUUUCCUUUUCUCCUAAAGAAAGUGUUUUUCAGUUAAGAUUGUAUUGUCAUUAACUUUUAUAUCCUGAUCGUGUUGGUUUUAGUUUUAGUGUUUAAGUCUGUAUAUAACUACUCUGUGAUCAUACAUUCCUCCUCUAUAUAAAUUGUUUCAUUACUACAUGUUAUACAUCAUAACAGCAUAUGGAUAUUAACUAGUAUUAUGGCACACACUUACAAUUUGGAAAACAAACAACAAGGAAAAAAUGCAGCUUUGCAGUAUCUUGAAACACUAUAUAAGGUAUUUCUUACAAUGGUGUUUUAGACAAAACAUAAUUUUGAGAUUUAUUACAAAAUUCAACAAAAAGUGUUUAUUAAGUUUCCAACAGUUGUGAUUCCACACGGUAGAUAUCAUUUGGUAGUAUCUCAAAUUAAUUGUAAUGUGUGCAUAAUUAUGAAAACCAAAAGUGCAAUAUAUUCUGGUGAAAUGUUGAGGUAUUGGUUAUUUAUAGAUAGCAAAUGCAAUUCAGAUUUUAUAAGUUGUGUAUUAGAAUUCAUUUCCAUGGUUCUUUUGUCUUCUAAAGUUUUGCUGUAUCGACAUAUGCAUAGAACAAAUAGUUGUUUCCCUAUCAUGAAACUGAAUUGUCAAUCAGUCUCAUUCUAUACUGUAAAAUGAUAUAUUUUGGUGUGGCUUGUUUUCUUGGGCUUUUCAAAAACUUGCUCUUUAGUAGACACUUGAUUUAGUGGAUGAAGGUGGCUCAGAAAAUUUACUGAUACUGAUUUCAACAGUUUGUUCACAAGAAUCCAUGGAUUAAGAGUAUCCACAAACUGUCUGAAAAUAAAACGCCCUCAAAAAUUUAUGAUUUUACAGUUGCUUUUGAUACUGUUUAUAUUUUUAUUUUUGUUUGUAGCAAUCUUUUUUUAAUAUUUGGCAUACCUGUCUGUUUAGGCUUUGUUUUAAGUUCUUAACUUAUGUAUACUGUAUGUUAUAUAAAUUUAUGAGUUAUCAUAAAUUGUGAAAAUCUGUAAUAUAGUUGUAAAUCCUAUUUAAUCCUUUAUAAAAUGUAAAUGAUAUUUAUCUUGAAAUAACCUGUACAUAUUGUACAUUUUAGAUGUGUCCCUUUCUGUCCCUUGUUCUGUUGGUGUAGCUCAGAUCCUAUCCUGUUUCCAGUUGGAAUCACUUAAAUGGAUCACUAUGCUUCAGAGUUGCUUAUCACAUAACAUUCCAGACACAAGUGCUGGAGGUGUGUGUGUGUGGUGGUGAACGUGUGUGUGUGUAUAUAUAUAUAUAUUAGAAUUCUACAUGUGGGAAGACAUUUUUUAUGUUUUAUAAUGAAACAAUUUGUUGAAAUGUUGCAUUCAAUUUCUGGUGACUUCAGCCAAAACCUAUGACCGAAAUAUUUUGAAAUUGUCACCACUCAAUAUGCAAAGUGCCAACUUUAUUAAAGUCAGCACUUCAGCAUUGAAAAUAGGAUACAAAUACAUAUGUACCCUGAUUAACAAAAUAAAAAAACUCAAAAAAGUUGAAGCAGUUUUUCAUAAACUGUACAUGUUGAAUGGGAAAAUUUAGCACCAUGAAAUUUUAUCACAGAACAUAUUGUCAGUAUGGCUUGGUUUAAAAAGAGUUAAGGUUUAUUUUAUGUAUGAUAUGAAGUAUGUAUCAGAGCAAAGGGAUGCUACCAGGUAAGACAGCAAAACUUGUGAUAAACAAUGAUGAGAUGUAUACAAUGUGUGUAAUGUAUCUGUUUGUUGUAUGUAUGCAGUGUAUGAAAAUGUGUACAGUGUAUGUAACUUGUAUGGUAAUGUUACAAUACAUUUUAUGAUGUUUACAUUGUAUGAAAAAUUACAAAAUGUACAUAACAUGGUAAUUUUACAAUGUACAUGUAUGUAUGUCAUAUAUAAACAUUGUAUGGUGAUUUAUACAAUGCAGGAAGAUGUACUGAGGGUGUAAUACCAUGUAAUGGUGUUCUAUAACACUGUGACAUCUGUACAGCUAACAUGUGAUAUUAAGCUAUAAUCUGUGAAAAUGAGGGACUAUUUUAAUAAACAGUUUAAACCACA